Malurus melanocephalus (red-backed fairy wren) is the source of this 720-nucleotide messenger RNA. Its product is annotated as reticulon-3-like. NCBI's taxonomy places the organism in Eukaryota, Metazoa, Chordata, Aves, Passeriformes, Maluridae. The transcript has 3 exons. Gene Ontology annotation, biological process: endoplasmic reticulum tubular network formation; neuron differentiation; brain development. The record is from RefSeq and is a predicted model, not a curated record. The coding region runs from base 1 to 705 and encodes 234 amino acids. Gene Ontology annotation, cellular component: postsynaptic density; neuron projection.
AUGGUGCACCGCGCUCUCCGGCGCCGCUUCKCCUUCUGCCGCUGCUGCCAUGGCAACUGCGGGGGCUCCCCCCUCGCUCUGCGCACGCGCUGUGGCGCCGAGCUGCGGCGGGAGGGCGGUGCGCGGCCAUUGCCAGGCGCUGAUUGGCCUAGACGCUCUGACCCCGCCCACCUGCAGCAGGUGCGGGGCUCUGAUUGGUUGGAUUCCAUCGGCCGCGCCCCUCCCGGCACCGCCCCCCCCGCAGUCGGGGCGCGGCCGCCGCCCCGCACGGACGCGCUUCCACCGCGCUCCGCCGCCGCCGACGCCGCCAUGAGCGAUUCCUCCGCGCAGUUCUCGUUCGUCUCCUCCUCCACCUCCUCGUCCUCCUCCGUGUCCUCUUCCUCCUCCGUGCGGCCCCAGGCCGGCGGCUGCGCGGGCGGCGGUUCCAUGUCGUGCGCCGUGCGGGACCUGCUCUUCUGGCGGGACGUGAAGAAGAGCGCGGUGGCUUUCGGUGCCAGCCUGGUGCUGCUGCUGUCCCUGGCCACCCUGAGCGCUGUCACCGUGGUGGCGCACGUGGCGCUGGCCCUGCUCUCGGUCACCAUCAGCCUCCGCGUCUACAAGGCCGUGGUGCAGGCGCUGCAGAAAUCCGACGAGGGCCACCCCUUCCGGGCGUACCUGGACGCAGAUGUGACGCUGUCCCCCGAGGCGUUCCAGGGUCGAGUCUGAGAGGGGAAUUUUGGG